GUUCGAUCUGGUGGUAUUUCCCCCACUUAUCUUCUUAUCUUAACUACUAUAUAUUUAGAUUCCACUGACUUUGCGUUGAUAUUGGUUGAUAUCUUUUGAACAAUUUAGCAGACUUCAGUUUAUUAUUUUUCCACGGAAAGAACGUAUUUUUGGCAAAGAGCCACGUCGAUUCGGGUAAAAGAAAGAUUUGUCGUUUUGUGCUAAACGAAUCUCAUGGCACAUUAUAAACCGCCACGUACGCAAAGGAAGAUGUGAGCAAUGUAGACGAUCGUGUAUUACGUCAGUUUAUAAAUCACAACGUGACACAAUAUGCUGAAAAUGUCAUUCGAGGGGAAAUAUAAUGUAAAAAGUCCAGCUGUCAAAAGAUUGAUGCGAGAAGCUCAAGAACUUCAUGAAGCAACGGAAGAGUAUUGCGCAUAUCCCUUAGAUGAUAAUCUUUUUGAAUGGCAUUUUACCAUACAAGGACCUCCUUCUACUGAUUUUGAAGGAGGCGUUUACCAUGGAAGAAUUUUAUUACCACCUGAAUAUCCUAUGAAACCUCCAAAUAUUAUUUUGUUAACACCAAAUGGUCGCUUUAAGAUUAAUAAAAAGAUUUGUCUAAGCAUUUCCGAUUAUCAUCCUGAAACUUGGCAGCCAUCAUGGAGUAUUAGAACAGCCUUGCUAGCAUUAAUUGCUUUUAUGCCUACACCUGGCAAUGGAACCAUUGGAUCUUUAGAUUACAGUAUUGAGGAAAGACAAAAGCUAGUUAAAAAAUCAUUGGAUUGGCAAUGUGAGAAUUGUGGGAAAGUGGUGAAUUUGUUAUCCAAAAAUACAGCAAAGAAACCUAUUACAGAAGAGGAACAAAAUAUGUUAGAUACAAUAGCUCUAAAAGUUGACGAUACACCCACACCUGAAACAAGUUUUGCAGAGAACACGGACAAUGUUAGUGGAAGUGAAUUGAGACGUCGUACGGAAACAACUUUCAGUGAAACGCAAGAAGCUCAAUCAUCUGUGCAUUUAAAUCCUCAAAUAGAAACAAUGUCCUCUUCGAAUGACCUAUUUUGGAGUAUUUUAAUAGCAAUUUUAGCAUCAGCGAUUGUUCUACUUGCUUUGCGACGAUUCUUUCUUGUGUAAAUUACUUUGCUAUAUAUAAAACACGUAUUACAAUUGUAAGUAUGUUAACAAAACAAAGGUAAAUUUUAUACACAUUUGAUGAAUAGCAUUUUUAAAUAUAUAAUGAAAAAUUUAUACACAUUUACACAUUAGUAUAUACACUUUAAAAAUCAAUACACACGUACACAUACAAACACAGAUCUAUAUUUGUUCUUAUUAAUUAAUAUUUAAAUUGUUGCUUAUUAUCCAAAUUACACAUUUGCUUGAAUCUUUAUAAUAAUUUGUAUUCAUGUUAUUAUUACUAUUAUUAUUAUCAUUAUCAUUAUUAUUAUCAUUAUCAUCAUCAUCAUCAUUAUUAUUAUUAUUAUUAUUAUCAUCAUUAGCAUUACCAUUAUCAAAAAUUGGCUGUUCUAUUUCUAGUCUUUCAAAUUUUAGCUUUCAUAUUCAAAAAAUGAAUACGAGAUGAAAAUAUACUUUCCAUGUAUUAAAUGCAUUCUCUGUUGAAAUGUUAUUUUCUGACGAAUAGUUCGUCAUUUAUACUUAACAUUUUAUUAAGAUAUUGAUGUGCAUAGUUCAUUAGAAUUAGAGAAUGUAGAUAUGAACAGCAUUUAAUUUGUUUGUACUUUCAAAAGGAUAUUGUGGAAUCCUGUAACAUUGGCUAAUGAUUGCAUUGAAUUGAACUUUGAAACAUUGUAUUCACCUAUUGGUGUAUAACACAUUAUAUUAAUAAACAAUCUGUAUAUGUGUGCACGCAUACAUAUGCAUACUUAUACUCAGAGUGAAAUAUAUAACUGAAAUCAUUCGAUAUUUUUUAUUGGGUUACUUACAGUUAUAUGUAUCACCUUACAUUUAUAAUACUGUAACUAUGUACUGUUAAUUUACAAACGAAAUGCUUCAUGAAGUUGUUGAUAAAAAAAAACAAAAAAAAAAAAAUAAAAAAGAAUAAAAAAAAAUAAAAAGUAAAAGAAUUGUACCAAAGUACAUAAAAUAUAAAGUUAAUGAUAACGAAGAUACAGAAGGUGAAUUAUAAAAUAUAUGAUGUAUUUCCUAUUAUCCUAUGUAUAUAUGAAAAGAUAGAAAAAUCAAAGGGAAGAUGUUAUUGCAUAAUUAACUAUUUGCGCACGAACAUAUUUGUUAAAUAUUUAACGAGUAUUUUAGUUGAGAAUAUUAAAUCUUCCUUCACGUGUAAUAUUUAAAUAUCACUAUGUUAGAAAAAGAUCAAUAGUUCAAGUACAUGACACUUAGGAUAUAUGAUAGAAAAUGCACCACAGAUAUAAUGCACACAUUAUGCUAACUGUAAUCAAUGUAACUUUUACUUUGACACAUUGUUUUGAUUUUUGAGCAAAUUAGAGCAAAUUAUUAAACAAAGAAGCGACACCCUUAGCCUCUCAAAAAAUAAAUAAAUUACAAAUA
Molecule: messenger RNA, 2505 nt
Organism: Vespa crabro (European hornet)
Lineage: Eukaryota; Metazoa; Arthropoda; Insecta; Hymenoptera; Vespidae
Product: ubiquitin-conjugating enzyme E2 J1-like
Exons: 6
Coding region: 310-1113 (267 amino acids)
Source: RefSeq, a predicted model, not a curated record